AUGGCUGCAAGGCGACGGGAGGUACCGGGCAUCGCUAUAAGUCGACUGGAGGCCGCGUGCGAGAUGCUACGUGAGUUGAGGGAGCGUACCGAAAGGCUGGAGAAUCAAGGAAAGGCCGGGGAGACAGAGAGACUUCUCCGAGAGACGAGGGCGUACGCGGCGAGGAGGGGGGCAGCCUUCGACCCCAGCUCUAUGUCGGCUUUGCUCAGGGCUUUGACGGAGGCGGCUAGAGCGUCGGCGCACCCCAACGCCCGUAAGUGGGCUUUUGCGGCCUCGGCGUUCGAUGCAGCGGUGGAGGCCGGGCCCGGAGACUACCAGGCCCUGGUUGUGAGUUUUGUUGGGGACCCGGAACAGGCGGCCAUAGCAGAGUUGGUGAACAAAUGGCGCAAAGGGCAAGGCAACGCGGGACAACGCCACCCCGCACCACCACCUCCGCGGCCAAGUGCCCCCAGCCAAGGGCCCGUCUCAGGCAUCGCUGCGGACCAGUGCAGAACGUGUGAGGGGUACGGCCAUUUUGCGAGGGACUGCCCGUCCACCCGGCGACGCGCCCAGCCUCGUGGGCCGCGAGGCCCUCGGCCCCAAUCGUACUCCAGCUACAACCGCAGGCGCCGUUGA
This is a messenger RNA of Branchiostoma belcheri (Belcher's lancelet), 615 nucleotides long. RefSeq lists its product as uncharacterized. NCBI's taxonomy places the organism in Eukaryota, Metazoa, Chordata, Leptocardii, Amphioxiformes, Branchiostomatidae. The coding region runs from base 1 to 615 and encodes 204 amino acids. The record is from RefSeq and is a predicted model, not a curated record. The transcript has 3 exons. Gene Ontology annotation, molecular function: nucleic acid binding; zinc ion binding.